AUGGCCAACGACUCCACCCCCAACACCGCAGCGGCCAAUACCCCGACCGGCGAACCCGUCCCAACCACCCAGGUGCGGCCCGGCGGUGCCCCGGCCCGAGUCUACAUGAACGAGAAGAUCGUCCCGUAUCUCCUGGAGGGAAUGAAGCAUGUUACGAAGGAGCAACCACAAAACCCGCUCCGCGUACUCGGCGAAUUCCUGAUCCAGAAGAGUAAUGAGGUGGAGGGGGCGAAGUCGCCUGAAUAG
Aspergillus nomiae NRRL 13137 is the source of this 246-nucleotide messenger RNA. RefSeq names its product DPY30/SDC1 family protein. The record is from RefSeq and is a predicted model, not a curated record. The coding region runs from base 1 to 246 and encodes 81 amino acids. The transcript has 2 exons. Lineage: Eukaryota; Fungi; Ascomycota; Eurotiomycetes; Eurotiales; Aspergillaceae.